AUGGGUCACAGCCCUUUCCCUCUCCCUCAAACAUACCACUAUAUCCUCUUCUCGCUGUCCCCUCCAACGACAGACCCGCUCCGGAUCCGCAAAUCGAUCCAGGAUGCGCUCAGUCAGUCGUUUGGUCUCACGUCCGCGAGCACAUACCUCGACAUCUUAUGGAUCGCAGACGACGGUAACCAAUCUGUGGUUCGCACUGGACCAGCUGAUGCCACGCGUGUGAUGGCCGCUGCAGCAGCUGCGUCCCCCGGUGCUGGCGCGUUACGCCUUUCAACGACCCAGGACUCCCCGUUCCUGCCGUCCUUGAUCCCUGCCUUCUCUCCCUGA
Messenger RNA from Heterobasidion irregulare TC 32-1, 327 nucleotides. RefSeq lists its product as uncharacterized. The record is from RefSeq and is a predicted model, not a curated record. The transcript is spliced from 2 exons. Lineage: Eukaryota; Fungi; Basidiomycota; Agaricomycetes; Russulales; Bondarzewiaceae. Bases 1 to 327 code for a protein of 108 amino acids.